Porites lobata is the source of this 990-nucleotide messenger RNA. The record is from the annotation of a GenBank genome assembly. NCBI's taxonomy places the organism in Eukaryota, Metazoa, Cnidaria, Anthozoa, Scleractinia, Poritidae.
GUCAAGGUGGAGAGGUUCGACUUUUCAGAUCCACAAGGGGGCAAGGGAGAAGCCGACCGCCAGGCCGCAACAAUUAAAGGACAUAUCAAUGUGUACUUAAACGAGGGGCACGAUGUGAACAACGCUGCACAGAUGAAAGAAGCCAUUGAAUCAAAUGGCGGUAUUCCUGGCGUUAUUGUGAAGUAUGUGAAGCCUCCCGAACUAUCUGCUGGCAAAAACGUGAUCAAAUGGGACGGAAUUAGUACGCUUAAUAACUUCCACUUUUGUCCAAAUGGUAUCACAACAUGGAAGGCUUAUAACAUCGGGCCCGGAAAGCUGGUAACAUGGAAGGACAUUCAAACCGAUGGUAUCUUUCCUGCUACACUUGAAGUUUUGGAGCCUCCUGAUACCCGCUCUCAGCAGUCAAGCUUUAGAAAAAUCAAUCCUAGAAAGGAAGUGCAGCAAAAAUCUUUGUCCGAACAACGGCUGAGUAGUCCUGACCAGCAAGAGACAGCAGGACAAGACAUGGAUGUAUAAAAAGAGAAAGAGGAAGUAAGCGGCCUUUUUACCUGUUCAGAAGAUGGGUGUAUUCAGACAUUCCAGCGGUCCUCAAGUUUGCAAGCACAUUUAGACGAAGGAAAGCACAAGCGCGCGCUAGAAAAAGAAACACUGUUUGACAAAGCCAGAAAAGGAUACGCUGCGAGAAUAACUGGAGAGCAAACGAAAGUUCCAACUUUUGGUUUCUACACGACAUCAAAAAUCUCAGUUGAUAAACUACAUUCCACACUUGAGAUGGGAUGGGCUCUUAAAACAACAAGGAGUAGAACCCAGUUUACAGAAGAACAAAGAAAGUUCCUCGCAGAACAGUUUCUCAUCGGGGAGGAGUGUGGUAAAAAGGCAGAUCCACAACAGGUAUCGCAAGAAAUGCGAAGAGUGAGGGACGAAAAGGCUGCUCGUAUUUUCAGUGGAAAGGAUAUUCUUUCGCCACAGCAGGUGGCAGGAUUCUUCUCA